GCAACCCAACGCAGACCAACCCGAUUCGCUCUCCUAAAUUACGAGAACACCCCUGUCUCCUCCAGCUCUAGUAAAUCGUCUGUUGCUUCCCUCGAGACUCAAACGCCAUUUCCCGUCUCAGAGCAAGCUAGGGUUUAAUUGGAGGGGAAAAAAAUGUCUGACCCAAAGGACACUGAUGUAAAGGAACAAGUGCAGGCCGAGGAAACUCUACAUGAUAAGACCGCUGCAGAUGUACCUGAGAACCCAGAAAACAUGGGCCAUAAUGAGGAGAAUCCCAUGCCCUCUCCUGAAGAGGAGGAGGCAGCACUCAAGAAAAAGUACGGAGGAAUGCUACCUAAAAAGCCUCCACUUAUAUCCAAGGACCAUGAACGCGCUUUCUUUGAUUCUGCUGAUUGGGCUUUAGGCAAGCAAGGUGCACAGGCUGAAAAGCCCAAAGGACCACUGGAAGCGCUUCGACCAAAGCUGCAGCCGACACACCAGCAAACACGCUCACGUAGGUCAGCAUAUGCUUCUGCUGAAAGUGAAGAUGGAGGCAAUACUCCUGAGGAUGCGAACAACAACCAGUGAUUUCCACAGCAAACUGCCUUCCAUUCUGAGAGCUUCUUAUUUCUGUUAGCUCGUCACUUUUAUUCUGUAGGGUGGAAGAUUGUAUUGCGUGAGAGCAUUUGUGGCUUCCAUGAAUAAUUGAUACGUUAGAGAAGAAACCAUGGCUGCUGCAGCUGAGUCAGGGUUGUGGCUUCUGAAAUCUCUUCACCAGUGGCCUAUUCCUUCAUAAACCUGGACGUAUCAGUCAUCUUAUGGAGUUAAUACUACUACUACUACUACUACUACACAAAUUGACUUGUCCAUCUUGAAGAUAUUUGUGGGGCUACUUCCGGGUUGCUAUCGUGUAAGCUGUGCAUUGUUUGCUAUGAGUUCAUACUAAGCUCCUUUUGGUUAUGAAGUAGCGUUACGUAUAUAGAAUUUAUCUGCAACUGCGUAAACU
Messenger RNA from Asparagus officinalis (garden asparagus), 985 nucleotides. RefSeq lists its product as uncharacterized. The coding region runs from base 154 to 567 and encodes 137 amino acids. Gene Ontology annotation, cellular component: cytoplasm. The record is from RefSeq and is a predicted model, not a curated record. Lineage: Eukaryota; Viridiplantae; Streptophyta; Magnoliopsida; Asparagales; Asparagaceae. Gene Ontology annotation, molecular function: protein phosphatase inhibitor activity. The transcript has 7 exons.